GACACGUUUGUGUGGUCGGCGGCGGUGUUGUCAUGGAACAGACGCGGCUGGAUGCGGCCGCCGCCGCCGCCAUCUUGAAACGCCCCUUCGCCACCGGCUGCGGCGUGUGCGACGUUAGCUUAGCUAACAAGCGAGCUAGUCGCGGACAUGGGCAGCUCCAUGGAAUACGCCUUCCCGGCCGGCGAUGAGAGCGACGCCAGCGACGACGAUUGGAGCGUCGAGUGCUGCUCGGAUAAAAAGUCUUCCUACGUCGAGGAUCUGGAUACUGCUGUGCCACAUGCUGAAGAUAAUGUAUCAGUGCUGAAAAAGGCCAUCAGUAGAGGAGACACUGAGACUGUCGAGAAGCUGUUAGACAAUGGCAUGGACGUGGAGACCAGGCUUGGCUUUGAGUGGACUCCUCUCAUGUGUGCUGUCCAUGCGGCUAAUUACGACCUGGCCAAGCUUCUACUGGACAGAGGCGCCAGCGCCAACUUCAGCAAAAACCACUGGACAGUGCUCAUGGUCAGCUGCACAGCAUCUGCCAGCGAAGAUAAAAUUGCUUGCUGCAUAGAGCUGCUGCUGUCCAGAAAUGCUGAUCUCAACAUGGCGGACAGGUCAGGAAUGACCUGUCUGAUGCUGGCAGCCAGGGAUGGCUACCGCAAGGUCAUCAACCUGCUGGUGUCCCACGGUGCAGACAUCAAUGUCCAGGAUGACAAUGGAUACACGGCUUUGUCUAUUGCCGUGCAGUAUGGCAGAGAGGAGUCUGUGCUAAAACUUCUGCUGCUGGGAGCAGACAAAAAUAUCCGGACCAAGGUUGGCAAAAGCCCUGCCGACCUAGCCAUGAUUUUCAAACACCCACAGAUAUCCAGGAUCCUGGCAUCUUCAUCCCGCAUCUCUACUGUGCAGACCUUCAGCUCCAUCGAGGACACCCUGUCCAAGCUCUUCAAGAGCAACUCUGAACCUCCACCUUCCAAAGAAAGUGUAGCCAAGCUUGAUGACCUGGAGCUCCUCCUACACGGUCUCGAUCUUGGCUACCUUGCUGACAUCAUGACGGAAAAUGACGUCACCUGGAGCGGCCUGUUGACCAUGGAGAGGGAGGACCUGGAGAAGAUUGGUAUCACAGACCCGGUGCACCAGCAGAAGUUGCUGAGUGCUGUGCAACAGAUGCUCCUGGACAAAGGGGACCUGGAAACAGUCAACCAGCUGAGAGCUGCAGGCAGUGGGAGUGAGGAGCUGUAUACCUUCCUAAUAAGUGUGCAUCAGCAGUGCUGCUACCUGACUGAGACAAUUCAGGACAUCAUCAACCAUUUUCCCUGCCAGGCUUCUCAGCUGGUCUUCUCCGUGGACCCGAAGAAGGAGGCCCAUGCCAUCUGCAACCAGCUGGUGGUCCAGACCAAAGACCUGCAAAAGGAAGUCACCUGCCUCCGCAGUCUGCUAUGCCAGAUGGAUGAAGCCAGAGAUUGCCAUCAGCUUCCUCAACCCAGUUCCCACAGCAACUGGAGGAUGCGCUACCUCACCAGAGUUGCAGUGAGCACGCUCGGAGCCACCUUUGCCGUGCUCCUCUACAAAGCUGCUCGUAGAUAGGUCUACCUGUAGAUGUACAAAGAUGUCUGCUAAUCAGUGGACACGUGUUCUUCAUUAUAUUUUGUUUGAUGCGUGUAGGUGAUAAAUUUGGUUGCGAUUAUAAAUGGGUUAUGUUUAGGACACUGUUUGACAGGACGGGUCAUUUUUAUUUUUGCUGCAGUUUGUUGUUUCACAGUUCGCUUUGACCCGUCUCUAAGUUUAGUAUUUAGUUAUUUUUUAUGUUAAUCGUAAUUUAAGGGUUUAAGUGGAAAUUAAAGUUUCUUUUGAAUGGUGUAACCCUUA
Messenger RNA from Scophthalmus maximus (turbot), 1845 nucleotides. It is a transcript of the gene asz1, whose product is annotated as ankyrin repeat, SAM and basic leucine zipper domain containing 1. Gene Ontology annotation, cellular component: pi-body. Lineage: Eukaryota; Metazoa; Chordata; Actinopteri; Pleuronectiformes; Scophthalmidae. Bases 148 to 1563 code for a protein of 471 amino acids. Gene Ontology annotation, molecular function: protein binding. The transcript has 13 exons. The record is from RefSeq and is a predicted model, not a curated record. Gene Ontology annotation, biological process: piRNA processing.